AUGGCCGCUCCCGCUGCCCCCGGCGCUGUCGACCAGCUUGCCGCUGAUUUCGCUGGCACUAGCCUCAACGGCAGCGAUAACCGCGCCCCUGCCAUCAACACCAAUGUGGCCUCUGGCGAGUACCAGACCGCCGACCCCGACACGGCUGGGCCGACCCCGAGCUCUGCCGCUCCCCACCCCCAGUCUUCGGCUUCUCUGUACGUCGGCGAACUGGACCCGUCCGUGACCGAGGCCAUGCUCUUCGAGCUGUUCUCCCAGAUUGGCUCCGUCGCUUCCAUCCGUGUCUGCCGCGACGCCGUCACCCGCCGCUCCCUCGGCUAUGCCUACGUCAACUACAACUCGACUCAGGACGGCGAAAAGGCCCUCGAGGAGCUCAACUACACGCUGAUCAAGGGCCGCCCGUGCCGGAUCAUGUGGUCCCAGCGUGACCCUGCUUUGCGCAAGACCGGCCAGGGCAACGUUUUCAUCAAGAACCUUGACGUUGCCAUCGACAACAAGGCUCUGCACGACACCUUCGCUGCUUUCGGUAACAUUCUGAGCUGCAAGGUCGCCCAGGAUGAGAACGGCAACUCCAAGGGAUACGGGUUUGUUCACUACGAGACCGACGAGGCCGCUGCUCAGGCUAUUAAGCACGUCAAUGGCAUGCUUCUCAAUGAGAAGAAGGUUUACGUCGGGUACCACAUCCCCAAGAAGGAUCGCCAGAGCAAGUUUGAGGAGAUGAAGGCCAACUUCACCAACAUCUACAUCAAGAACAUCAAUCUCGAGGUCACCGAUGACGAAUUCCGUGAGCUGUUCGCAAGGUUCGGCGAUGUCACCUCCUCGUCCCUUGCCCGCGACCCCGAGGGCAAGAGCCGCGGUUUCGGCUUCGUCAACUACACCACCCACGAGAGCGCCUCCAGGGCCGUCGACGAGCUCAACGGCAAUGAUUUCCGUGGCCAGGACCUCUAUGUUGGCCGCGCCCAGAAGAAGCACGAGCGCGAGGAGGAGCUUCGCAGGUCAUAUGAGGCUGCGCGCCUUGAGAAGGCUAACAAAUAUCAAGGCGUCAACCUGUACAUCAAGAACCUGGCUGAUGACAUCGACGACGACAAGCUCCGCCAGAUGUUCUCCGAGUUUGGUCCCAUCACCUCCGCCAAGGUGAUGCGCGAUGCCGCGACCGACUCUGACGAGGACAAAGAGGGCAAGGACAAAGAAAACAAGAAGGAGGGCGAGGCUGAGACAGAGCAGGAGGCUGAGGCCGAGGGUGCUGAGAAGAAGGCCGAGAAGAAGGGCGACCGUCGCCUUGGCAAGAGCAAGGGCUUCGGCUUCGUCUGCUUCAGCAACCCCGACGACGCGACCAAGGCCGUUGCUGAUAUGAACCAGCGUAUGAUUGAGGGCAAGCCGCUCUACGUCGCCCUUGCUCAACGCAAGGACGUUCGCAAGAACCAGCUUGAGGCUAGCAUCCAAGCCCGCAACCAACUGCGCAUGCAGCAGGCCGCUGCCCAGGCUGGGCUGCCUCAGCAAUACAUGCAGGCUCCCGUCUACUAUGCUCCCGGCCAACAGCCGAACUUUCUGCCUCCUGGCGGCCGCGGCAUGCCGUUCCCCCAGGGUGGUCUGGGAAUUCCUGCCGUGCAGGGCGGUCGUCCUGGCCAGUUCCCUCCUUAUGCUCAGCAGGGUGGCCGCGGUGGCAUCCCCCCUCAGCAGCUCCCGAUUUACCCUCUUGGCCAGUUCCCUCCUGGCGCUUAUCCCCAGCCAAACAACCCCCAGUUCCUUGCUGCCAUUCAGCAGGUCCAGCAGCAGGCGGCUGCUCUUGGCGGCGGUCGUGGUGGCCCUGGUGGUCGUGGCUUGCAGGGCAUGCCGGCUCCUCAGGGUAUUCCCGGUGGCCCCGGCCUGGCCGGCUUCCCUCCCAAUGGUCGUCCCCAAAACGGCAACCAGGGCGGUCGUGGCGGCCCUGGACGCGGUGGCAACUUCGCGGCAGGUCGUGGUGGUAACCCCCCUGCUGGGCCCAUUGGUGGAGCUGGUGAGCUUAACGCCAGCUCUCUUCUGCAGUCCCAACUUGCUGCUACCAACAACCCGCAGCAGCAAAAGCAGAUUCUUGGCGAAAACCUCUUCCCCAAGAUCCAGGCCCUCCAGCCCGAGCUGGCCGGCAAAAUCACCGGUAUGCUGUUGGAGAUGGACAACAAUGAGCUCGUGAACCUGCUCGAGGAUGAGUCCGCCUUGGUUGCCAAGGUUAACGAGGCCAUGGCUGUCUACGACGAGUACGUCAAGUCUCAGCAGGGCCCAGGCCCGGCUCCAGCUGUCGCUCAAGGCGAGGCUGAGAAGCCGAAGGAGGAGAAGCCUGAGGAGAAGGCUUAG
Dichotomopilus funicola is the source of this 2331-nucleotide messenger RNA. RefSeq lists its product as uncharacterized. The record is from RefSeq and is a predicted model, not a curated record. The transcript is spliced from 2 exons. Lineage: Eukaryota; Fungi; Ascomycota; Sordariomycetes; Sordariales; Chaetomiaceae. Bases 1 to 2331 code for a protein of 776 amino acids. Gene Ontology annotation, cellular component: cytosol; ribonucleoprotein complex; nucleus. Gene Ontology annotation, molecular function: poly(A) binding; mRNA 3'-UTR binding; poly(U) RNA binding.